UUAAAAGUUAAAUAAAUUAAAACCAUGUUUUGUAAAUGAUUUUCUUCGAAUACCAAACUGACGAAAUUGUUAAGUUAAGAAAGACAUUAUGAUAUGUAUGACACUCACAGCCUGAGUGCAAACUAUUAAAAAAACUAGCUGUCACUGUCAUGCCGAUACGCAGCUAACGUCAGUCAGUAAUAAAUUAGUAUCCAAAGCAAAUGGUUGUUUAUUUAUGCGCAAACACUUCAUUGGCGACGAGGUACAACGACUACCCACGAUAUAAAGAAAUCAAAGCAAAAUGUCUUAUAUCGGAAAUUUAUCUAAUUUCGAUCACAAAACAGGCGAAUGGCAGAUAUUUAAAGGAAAAUUGACACAGUUUUUGAAAAUAAAUGAAGUAAAAGAGGAAAACAAAAGUGGAAUCCUGCUCACUUACCUCACCGACGAGACAUAUCGUUUGCUACGAAACUUGGCUUACCCUAAGGAAUUGGAUUCGCUCAAGUUUUUGGACCUGAUAUUAUUACUCGACAGCCAUUUUAAACCGAAACAAUGCUCCUUUGCAGAUAAAGCAAAAUUUUUUGGAGCAAAUAGAAAUCCAGGCGAAUCGUUAGGAGAAUGGGUGGCGCGAAUUAGAGGACUCGCAAGUUAUUGCGAAUUUGGUACCGCUCUAGAAACGAACCUAAGGGAUCGUUUUGUCCUUGGUCUGGGUUCGGGGCCUGAACGGGACAAGUUGUUCGAGCAGAACGCUUCCACGUUGACAUUGGCAAGGGCGAUUGAAUUGGCAGAGCAAGCCGCUUGCGCUAAAGAGGCGAAAGUUAUGAUGGGCACUAGCGAAACAGUACCAAACAAAGAGGAGCCGAUUUAUAAGGUGAAAAUUCACCAACAACAUGGCCGCGGUGAAACACGGCCGACGGGCGCGAUCGGUACAAUUUCUGCGAACUCGUCGCGUUGUUCCGUGUGUGGUUUAAAAAAUCAUCCAAGUGAUAGGUGCCGGUACAAAAGUUACAAGUGUUCAAAGUGUGGUGAAAAAGGACAUUUAAAAAAAGUGUGUAAUCGUGAUAAGAAGUCUUGCGUUUUCCACGUAGAUAAUAGUCAAGGUCUAGAUGAUCCGACCACGUCAUUUUGUGAUGAAUGCGAAAAUUUUAAUAUAAGGUACGUCACUGAUAAACCUAUUAAAAUUGAUCUCAUUUUGGGUAAUCAAAACCUCACUAUGGAAUUAGACACGGGUUCUGGCAGUUGUGUAAUUUCAGAUAAACUGUAUAAAGAAAAGUUUUCUAACUAUGUACUAGAACCUAGUCAUACUAAAAUGUGCCUAUAUAAUGGACAUAAAAUUACUCCCUUGGGCUAUUUUAUUAUUAAUGCCAUAUUUAAUAAAAAACAAAAGUCCAUAAAAAUAUUUGUGAUUGAUAAUGGCGGACCACCAUUACUAGGGAGGGAUUUUAUGUUAGCCUUUAAUUUAUUUAUCACCACUAGUAUUCAUUCACUUACCUUCGAUACAGAUUUGCAUAAAUUAUUAGAUAAGUUUUCGGACCUGUGGCGUGAUGAAUUGGGUGCUUUUAAUAAAUUCAAAGUGAAUCUGCAACUGAAGGAUAACGUGACCCCAAAGUUUUUUAAAGCACGCACUGUACCUUUUGCCCUAAGAGAAAGAGUUGAGAGUGAAUUAAACAGAUUGGUAGGCUUAGCCAUAUUAGUUCCCAUAAAUCAUUCACAAUACGCAACACCUAUAGUGCCCGUACUUAAAUCUAAUGGUCAAGUCAAAAUCGCUGGUGACUAUUCAAUUACGCUCAAUAAUGACCUUAUCAUAGAAAAAUACCCUCUGCCUAGAAUCGAAGAGGUGUUCGCUAACAUUGGGGGUGGUGAGCAAUAUAGUAAAAUAGAUUUAAAAAACGCUUACAAUCAGUAUAUGUUAGAUGAAUCGUGUCAGGAACUCACCACGAUCAACACUCAUAAGGGACUAUAUAAAUAUACUAGGUUAGUAUACGGUUUGGCAAAUGCGCCUGCAAUUUUUCAAAAGUCUAUGGAAACUCUUCUUUCAGGAAUAGAUGGAAUCAGUAUUUGGCUCGACGAUGUAUGUAUUACCGGGCAUGAUAAAGUUACUCACCUGAAAAGACUCAGUGAAGUCUUAGGUAGGCUCCGCGAUGCCGGUUUGCGUCUUGAGAAGAAUAAAUGCGAAUUUUUCAAAGACAGUGUCACAUAUUUAGGUUAUGUUAUUAGUAAAAAAGGUAUAAAAACAUGUCCGAAUAAAACACAGGCUAUAUUGAAUGCCCCAGAACCGACUAACGUAACAGAGGUUAAAAGAUUUUUGGGGAUGGUAAAUUAUUAUAGGAAUUUCAUUCCUAAUGCAUCAUCUAUGCUAAGUCCGUUACAUGAAUUAUUACGUAGUGAAACACAUUGGCAGUGGGGGGAGAGGCAGCGCUGUUGUAUGGCGGCAGUUCGGCGCGAAUUAGCAUCGGAGCGCGUCCUCGCUCAUUUCGAACCUACUGCCCAAUUACUUGUGGCAGUGGAUGCAGGACCAUAUGGUCUAGGGGCUGUGCUAUCACAGCGCGACGAUGCGGGCAUCGAGCGACCGCUGGCUUAUGCGUCUCGCUCGCUCAGCACUAGUGAACGAAAUUAUAGCCAGAUUCAGAAAGAAGCAACAGCUAUAAUUUUUGGGGUUAAGCGUUUCCAUCAAUAUUUGUAUGGUCGUGCAGAUCCAUUUAUUUUAAAAACUGAUCAUAGGCCCUUAGUGUCAAUUUUUAAUACUAAGACAGGCAUACCCGUAACGACCGCGUUGAGACUACAGAGAUAUGCAAUAAUUCUGUCUGCCUAUAAUUAUAUAGUGCAAUAUGUUCCUUGCCAUAACAACCAAGUGGCCGAUUAUUUCUCACGCGCUCCGUUAAAAGGCGCAGCGGCGGAUAGUGUAGAUAGUGAUAUAGAUACCUAUUAUGCGCUUAAGUUUCUCGAUGCGUCAACGCCGGCCGUAACUUUUAGUGAGGUUGUACAAAUGACUGAACGUGAUAGAACGUUAAAAACGGUAAUUAAAUACAUGAAACAUGGUUGGCCGCGUAAAAUAAAAUGUGCAUCGAUAUUGCCAUACUUUCAAUGUAAAUCGGACUUACAAGUCGAAAAUGAGUGUUUAUUUAGGGGACACAGAAUGGUUAUACCGUCGUCAUUGAGAGAUAAGAUGUUACAAGAAUUACACGAAAGCCAUUUAGGAAUCGUUAAAACAAAAAGCAAUGCUCGGAGUAGGAUGUGGUGGCCAUCUAUCGACAAAGAUAUAGAGCGUUGGAUAGGCUCGUGCGAGACCUGCGUGAGUGUGCGGUCAGCGCCGCCAAGGGCCCCGCCCAUGGCGCCCCGCGCCAUGGCCGGCUGCUGUCCGCGCCUGGCAACGCUUGCAUAUCGACUACAUGACAAUAGGGCAGAAGGUAUACUUGGUGCUUGUAGAUGCAUAUUCUAAAUGGUUAGAUUGUAUAUAUAUGCGUAACGGUACGUCCACAAGUGCGCUGAUUGAUACUUUAAAGGCAUUUUUUUCGAAUUUUGGGUUGCCAGAGUCGCUGGUAUCCGACAAUGACGUAAAAAUUAAUUCGGCCGAAUUUAAGCAAUUUUGCAAUUUUAAUGGCAUUCAAUACAUAACGACCCCUAUAUACCAUCCACCAAGUAAUGGUCUUGCCGAAAAUUCGGUACGAAAUUGUAAAAAAAUGUUAAAAUGCAUUAUAAAAGAAAAUGUACCCACACACCAGACACAGCAAAAGUUAUUGCAAUAUUUAUUUUGUUAUAGAAAUACCGUGCAUUGUACUACCGGCCAAACGCCAGCACAACUAGUGUUCGGUAGGAAAUUACGUUCCCGUCUGGACUUAAUUUUACCUACCGAUCCUAAUAAUAUUGGUCAAACAAUAGUCAUGCCCGGGAAAAGAUGUUUCGAAAUUGGUACCAUGGUAUGGACCCGCUGGUACAGUGCGCGGAAUGAAACAUGGAAGUUAGGUAUUAUUAAGGAGAAGAUAGGAAAUAGGAUGUACAAAAUCUUAAUCUAUGAAUUAAAUGUGAACUGCAUUAGGCAUGUUGACCAGAUAAUGCGAUAUAAAGGCAAAAAUAGGCAACUUGAAGAUAUGCCUAAUGUGUCUCAUCAGGUUCCUUCAUUACCAUCUGUUCCAACUUUAGAUAAAUUACCAAUUGUGGCCCAGCCUUUAGCACCAGUCAGCCAGUCGUCAGUCACUGUAUCUGAAGCAGAACCUAAUGAUGUGCUAUUGCCUCCAAAUACUGAACGUAAUGUAGAUGAAAAUGCGACUGGACAUUUUGUGGGAGGGGUGGACGAGAGUCGGAUUGAUCGAUCACCUGUGUGUGAUACCAGCACCAAUGUGUGCCGUGACGUCGCUGACACAGAUGUACCAGUACCUUCGCUCACUCCGACACGCCAGAAACGCAAUAGAAAAAUCGUAGAUUAUAAAAAGUUCUUUUAAUAAAUUUAGAAAACAAUAAUAUUGUAUUGAAUUAGAAUAAGAUAUUAUAUCCUAGAAAUAAGUGGAAUUUAUAUGUGUAUGUAUUUUUGUAAGUAUGUUCUCCUUGUAAAAAUAGAUUUAUAUUAUAUAAUGUCUGAUUACCAGGUGUCCAAAUUAAGCGUGGAGGAAUGAUAUGUAUGACACUCACAGCCUGAGUGCAAACUAUUAAAAAAACUAGCUGUCACUGUCAUGCCGAUACGCAACUAACAUCAGUCAGUAAUAAAUUAGUAUCCAAAGCAAA
This is a messenger RNA of Manduca sexta (tobacco hornworm), 4695 nucleotides long. RefSeq lists its product as uncharacterized. The coding region runs from base 281 to 3415 and encodes 1044 amino acids. Gene Ontology annotation, molecular function: zinc ion binding; nucleic acid binding. The record is from RefSeq and is a predicted model, not a curated record. Lineage: Eukaryota; Metazoa; Arthropoda; Insecta; Lepidoptera; Sphingidae. The transcript has a single exon.